UUAUUUUCCCCUGACACAUGAUGCUGCAAGAACCUGGGAGAAAUCCUGAGGAAAUUGCAAAUAGCAACUGUCACCCCACUUCAGGGUGGUCAUGAACAAAUCUCCUUGAAUAAUAACAGAAAAACUUUCUUUUCAGUGAAAUUCCCUGUUUAUGACAACGGCCAGAUUUAUGACCAGGUAUAUAUUGCACUGGGACUCCUGAGGGACCAGCCAAGUGUUUCUCCAGGGAGAAGAAGAAAGGAACUCUUCAGCUGCCUGUUCUGAGACUCUGCUUUAAGGGGAGCAAGAGCCCUUCACUGAAAUCCUGCCACCAUGCUGGGGCUGCUGCUGCUGCAGGUGUUGGCCAGCUGCCUCUGGCUGGGACACAGCGAGGUGGUGAACUCCUUUGAAACUUCAUGUCCUCAGUUUUUUUUCCGGGAGAUCCCCCCGAAUGAAGCCCUGGAGCCACAGAAACCAGCCUGGAUCUGCCAGCGCUACAAGAACCAGUACUACUUUGCCACCCUGUAUGACAGGAUGAUGCGUAUUCCUGUCUACUCUGCUUACAUCUACCAGCCUGGACCAGGCAAAAGACCUAAAACUUGGCUGGUUGAGCCUCAGCUGAUUGGCCCAACUUAUCCCAAAACUAUGGAAAAAGAGUGGACACUCUUAAAUCAAUACAAUGUCACCUUAGAGAAACUCAGCCAGAGCCAGGCUAUCCUUCAUGACUACAAGAACCUGACGGGUUUGAACCGGGGCCAUUUGAACCCCAAUGGCCACCACGAUGACUACAGCAGCAGGAUGGCCACCUUCACCCUCACCAACAUAGUGCCCCAGGAUGAGAAACUCAACGGCGGCGCCUGGAACAACUAUGAGCAGCAAACGAUGAUCAGGAGGACCCAGGACUGCAAAACCACCUAUGUCAUCGUGGGUGCUGUGCCUGGGAACAACUACAUUGCCAAAGGGAGGGUUAAUAAACCCAGCCACCUUUGGUCAGCUGCCUGCUGCGUGGUGGACAACAACUACAUAAAGGCUUGGGCAGUCAUUGCUGAGAAUGACAGGAACCAGGUUCAGCUCCUCACACUGGGAGAGCUGGAGGACACGUUAACUGAGCUCUAUGGGAGGGGACAGGUUUCCCUGUUUGACAGUGACUGCCCCCGAGAAUAAGCCUCACAUCCUGGCUGGAACUGGCUCAGGAGCUUUUGCCAUAUGUCAUAGAACCACAGAAAGGUUUCGGUUUCAAGGAAUUUCAAAGACCGUACCUGUAGUCUCAGCUCCUGAGCCAUGAGCAGGGACACCUUCCACUAUCCUUGGUGGCUCCAAGCACUGUCCCGUGCUAGUAAGUUUCUUUGUUAUGAAACUGUGAUGUUAUAAAAUACAUAUGGGUUUGUUCCUGAGCAAUGUCCACCCAUUCCCCUGUCCAUCUACUUAAAGACCAACCCCUUAUUUCAGAACCUUUCCUGACACUGAGGGAGACCCUGCCCUCAUCCUUUGUCCUUCACAGAAACCCCAUCUUUGUUUCCAGAAACUUCUGUGUCCAUCCUGGAUCCCACGAUACCUAUUGGUCUGCUUGGCCUGCUCUCCUCCCCUGUUGUGUCCCAUUGGAUGUCAUGAUGUGUACCCCACCUUGUGCCCCUCCCCAUGUGUCUCAGUACUGGUCCAAGUUUGUAUCCUCCCCUGUUCCCUCCCCCAUACUUAAGAUGCUGUUACCCUGUUGGAACUGUCACUUGUUUCUGGAUCCUGUCGGAUUAAAGCCUUUUGAGAACCUAUACAAGUGAUCCCUCUCUUUUCCUUUACUCUGGACUCCCUGACUCAGGAUUCUAGCAGCAGCUGCACAGAGCAGCUUUGCUGCCUCUGAGGGUGAGGCUGCCCUGCUUUACUGCCCCCCAGAGCGGCCCAAGGGGCAGAUGGGGAGCAGCCACUCUUGGCAUGGGCCAGGAGCUUGGGCUAGCAGUGGUCAUCUCCAAGCGGUCAGCCUGUGUCACUGUCCAGCCUGGCUUUGAACACUUCCAGGGAUGGAGCAGCCCGUGGCACUGUCCAGCGUGCCUUUGAACACUUCCAGGGAUGAAGCUGCCACAACUUCUCUGGACCACCUAUGGCAGGGCCUCACCAUUCUCACAGUAAAGAAUUUCUUCUUAACAUCUAAUCUAACCCCAUCUGCUUUCAGUUUAAAGCUGUUCCCUCUUGUCCCAUCACUCCAGACCCUAGUGCAAAGUCCCUUCCUCAUUUAAAACCAUUUGGAAGGCGUCCAAAUUCUCCAAAGAGUCCUUUCUCCAGGCUCCCUCACCUUCAGCUCUCUCCAGAGCAGAUGUGCUCCAGCUCUUGGAGCAUCUUUGUGGCCUCCUCUGGACUCCAACAGCUUUGUCACCUUCUUCUGUUGUGGAUCCCAGAGCUGGAGGCAGCCCUGCAGGUGAGGUCUCACCAGAACAGAAUAUAGGGGGACAAAUGGACUGUAGAAGGGAGCAAGACAACCCAAGGCUCCUAAAGACCUCUGAUUCAUUUCCAGGAAGGUCUGAGAGAGCAGAUGUCACAUGAUAUCUAUGUUCCAUUAAGAAGUGAGAAACCUGUUUUCAGGUCAGGAAAAUUUAUAUAUAAAAGGGUACCCACUGCCACUUGCUUAUAGAGUAGUUUAGGGACUAACAUAACAAUUUCCAUGCCAAGUGUGUAAUAUACUAAUAAAACCAUGUAGAAUUUUAC
Molecule: messenger RNA, 2673 nt
Organism: Zonotrichia leucophrys gambelii
Lineage: Eukaryota; Metazoa; Chordata; Aves; Passeriformes; Passerellidae
Product: endonuclease domain-containing 1 protein-like
Exons: 3
Coding region: 313-1143 (276 amino acids)
Molecular function (GO): metal ion binding; hydrolase activity; nucleic acid binding
Source: RefSeq, a predicted model, not a curated record